UUGCAGCACUUUGCAGCAGUGUACAUUAAACCUCAGUAUCGCAUAGCACCCUAUAUCAUUGGCUUAUGUCUGGGCUAUCAUUUGGCUAAGAUACAAAACAAGGAUUAUCGUGAUGUCCGACACUCCAGUGUAUUUGUUUUCGCAGGAUGGGCAGCAGGUGGAUUAAACUGGAGAAUUUAUUAUCUAUUCUACGGGGCAUUGCACCGCACAAUAUUUGCGCUUGCUAUUGCUUGGUUAGUAUAUGCUUGCCAUACUGGAUAUGGUGGUUUUGUCAAUGCAUUUCUGAGUUGCAGAUUGUUUCUACCAGCUUCAACAUUGUGCUACUCGGUAAGAACUAUAUUUAUCGUAAAGGUAUGA
Molecule: messenger RNA, 357 nt
Organism: Gongylonema pulchrum
Lineage: Eukaryota; Metazoa; Nematoda; Chromadorea; Rhabditida; Gongylonematidae
Source: the annotation of a GenBank genome assembly